AUGUCGUUCCUUUAUUCAGCCGUCAAGGCUGGUAUUGAGGCUCACCGAGACUUCAACAACUCCGGCCCUCCCACCCCACUCAUGCGUGAGAUGCGCCAGCCCAAGCGAAGCCUCAUUUACGGCCCCGCGUACGACCUGGUCACAUAUCUUGAGACCAAGACGAGGGGGAAGCGUGUGACCCCGUUCGUAGACGGCGCACCCAUAUCCCCAGCGGGCUCCAGCUCGUCCGAUGUCGAUUAUGGAGUGCAGCGGUCGUCAUCUACAACCGGAGCACAUCGCCGGGCUCCAGCUCUGAGCGAAAUCAUCGGACAGCCAAUUGCUCCACCUGUAGCUCAAGCUCCAACUGAGUCGCCUACACUUUUUGCACCGACAGCCCCGCCAGUCAUGUCAGACCUUCCUCCUGUCCCACAAUCGCAAUCACGAGCGUCCACUCCUAUUCCUCUAGUUGUUGACACUUCUGGGCCGUCCACAAGUGCCUUUGGCAAUGAUGUCAAAGAAGCACCUCCAGCAUACCACGAUCAUGCUGACGACGCACUCCUGAUGGGAGGUGGAGUCCACCCGAAUGCCCCGGUCAAUCCACGCCGCCCUCAACAACGAAAGACACUGGGUCUUACCAACCCAGACGAUGAUCGAGGAAAGUAG
Messenger RNA from Apiotrichum porosum, 642 nucleotides. RefSeq lists its product as uncharacterized. NCBI's taxonomy places the organism in Eukaryota, Fungi, Basidiomycota, Tremellomycetes, Trichosporonales, Trichosporonaceae. Bases 1 to 642 code for a protein of 213 amino acids. The transcript is spliced from 2 exons. The record is from RefSeq and is a predicted model, not a curated record.